CAAAACCUCAUUCCAUUUCUAAGCUGCCAUCUCUUCCCUCAAAACAUUCCACAUUUUCAUUUGUAGGAGCAGCCCCUGCAAAGGGCGCGCACUUGCCUCAAGUGCGCGCACUGACGCCGCCGCUCCCCGCCACCGCCACCGCCGCCGCCGUCCAUGGCUCUCUCUCCUCCUCCUUCCUCUCUUUCUCUUCUAGUCGUCGUCUUUGUCUUCCUCCGCCUGGCGGCCCCGUCCCUCGCCAAGACCGAGGCCGAUAUCCUCCUCAAAUUCAAGGCUUCUUUGAAGAAUGCCUCCGCCUUGGCCAGCUGGGACGCCGCCAAGGCCCCCGGCCCUUGCGCCGGCAACCGCCCUACCUGGACCGCCGUCUUGUGCGCCGACGGCAAAGUCCUCGGCCUCACCCUCAACCACAUGGGACUUGGCGGCACCAUCGACGUUGAUUCCCUUCUAGAGCUCCCGGCUUUUAGGGUUUUUGGCGCCAUGGAUAACAAUUUCCAGGGGCCUUUGCCGGCGUUUAAGAAACUCAGCGCCCUCAAAUUCCUCUACCUAUCCCUAAACAAAUUCUCCGGCGAUAUCCCGGACGACGCUUUCGACGGAAUGGAAUCGUUGAAGAAAGUUCACUUGGCGUAUAACGAAUUCUCCGGCGCCAUUCCUAAAUCGCUGGCAACCUCCAGGAACCUCAUCGAGUUGAUGCUUGAACACAAUAUGUUUUAUGGUAAAAUACCAGAUUUCUCGCUGGAACGAUUGUCCGCGGCAAAUUUCUCUAACAAUAAUCUUGAAGGUGAAAUCCCUGCAAUUCUUUCUAAUCUCGACGCUUCCUCGUUCGCAGGGAAUACGGCUCUUUGCGGGAAGCCAUUGGGGGCAUGCCAAGCUGGGCAGGGUGAUACCUCCACCAAUAAUUCCGGCCACUCGGCCAAAUCAAAGAUCUUCAGCAUGAUAGCGGCGGUGAUAGUUUUGGUGGUCGCCAUCGCCAUCGUGUUCGCCGUAUGCAAGAAAAAACCCAACGACGAUACAAUAGACGGGUCGACCCGAGCGCAAGUGGGCACCCAAACAGCACUGCCCACAACCGAGAAGCAGCUGGACAAAAUGGAACGAGGAUCGCCGGCGACCGGGCGUUCACCGCCGGCGCGUGGUGCUACGGCGGCCGCCGGGAAGAAACCGCCGGAGCAGCAGCAUAAUCCGGCCGUUAAGCUUACGUUCUUGAGAGAGAACGUGAUCAAGUUCGACUUGCCGGACCUGCUUAAGGCGUCGGCGGAGAUUCUGGGCAACGGCGUGUUUGGGUCAACUUACAAAGCCGCCCUGGGCUCCGGCCAGGUUGUGGUUGUCAAGCGGUUCAGGCACAUGAACAAGGUCGGAAAAGAGGAUUUUGUGGAGCAUAUGAGAAGGCUUGGAAGGUUGAAUCACAAGAAUUUGCUUCCUAUUCUGGGUUUCUACUAUAGGAAAGAGGAAAAGCUCCUUGUCUUUGACCAUGUCGUGAAAUCCAGCUUGGCUUCUCAUCUUCAUGGUAAGAAAAGGAAAUCUCGUAGCGGGAAUGAGCUAGACUGGGCGACACGGUUGAAAAUUGUGAAGGGAGUAGCGAGGAGCAUGGUGUAUCUGUACAAUGAGCUACCCAGCAUGAGCGUACCAAACGGGCACCUCAAAUCCUCCAACGUUCUCUUAGAUUCCUCGUACGAGCCCUUAAUCAGCGACUACGGGUUGCUGCCAAUCGUGAACCAAGAGCACGCGGAGGAGCACAUGAUCGCGUACAAAUCGCCGGAUUACAAGCAGGGCGGUCGGGUGGGCAAGAAAACGGACGUGUGGGCGCUAGGGGUGUUGAUCCUGGAAAUCUUGACCGGAAAACCCCCGCCCGACGUGGACACGGUGGCGUGGGUUCAGUCCAUCGUGCCCACGCUCGAGGCUUUGGACCCGGAGAUGAGAGGGGUGACUAAGAACGCCGAGGGGGAAGUGGUGAAGCUGUUGAACAUUGGGCUGAGCUGCUGCGAGGUGGAUGUGGACAAGAGGCCGGAGAUGAAGGAGACGGUGGAGAGGAUUGAACAUGUCGCCGUCGCUGGGGCCGGCGGCGCCAGCGACGACGACUUUUACUCUUCGUAUACCAGCGAUGACCACUCGUCCAGAAGCUUAUCCCAGGAUUUCACUUAAGGAAAAUACUACUUGGACUCCCUGACGCUUAUCUCAGAAUUUUGCUUAAGGAAAAUACUACUUGGACUCCCCUGACAGCCUCGUGGUACGUACGUUCAUCCCAUCCACCGCCAUCAUUAUCAUCAAUCCGUUUGCUUCUUCAUUUCACAUUCUUCAACAAAAUUAAGGUUAGUUGAAUUGCCCAAGAAUUUUUAAUUCUAUUCAGUUCAAGAUUUUUGGGGGCAAAAAGCCAUUUUUAAAUACUUUUUUUUUUCACUUUUUAAUUUUCUUUUUCGAUGAUAGUGUGUUGAGGAAUUCUACCAUGCUGUGCGGCGUGCGUGUCAUUAUUGUGUUACAUAGGGAUAAAAUGGUAAAUAUAUAAUAUGAAACGAUGAUAUUUGUUAUUUAUCCCAACUUCCCAAGUUAAACUAGCUAAUAGCGCCUUAAUUUGUUGCCUUACUAUUCUUGGAUCUCAAGCAGUGCGCCAUACAGUAUGGUAGAAAUUCCCGUAUAAAAAAAAGAUGUAAUUUAUUCUUAGCUAGUAAUUAUACCUUAAAUUUUGUUUAAUGUUAGAUAUCAAUUGAGUGAAA
Molecule: messenger RNA, 2702 nt
Organism: Ipomoea triloba (trilobed morning glory)
Lineage: Eukaryota; Viridiplantae; Streptophyta; Magnoliopsida; Solanales; Convolvulaceae
Product: pollen receptor-like kinase 2
Exons: 3
Coding region: 154-2133 (659 amino acids)
Biological process (GO): protein phosphorylation
Molecular function (GO): ATP binding; protein kinase activity
Source: RefSeq, a predicted model, not a curated record